Salarias fasciatus (jewelled blenny) is the source of this 1578-nucleotide messenger RNA. RefSeq names its product fumarylacetoacetate hydrolase domain containing 1 (gene fahd1). The transcript has a single exon. Gene Ontology annotation, molecular function: acetylpyruvate hydrolase activity. Lineage: Eukaryota; Metazoa; Chordata; Actinopteri; Blenniiformes; Blenniidae. Gene Ontology annotation, cellular component: mitochondrion. Bases 106 to 765 code for a protein of 219 amino acids. The record is from RefSeq and is a predicted model, not a curated record.
CUGCGCGUGUCCCUUCUCGCUUGCCGUAGGUCAAUAAUCUCACUGUGCGGGUCAAAGUUUUGUGAAACUGGAGUUUUCUGCUUCAAACCACUUCUCCUCUGCACCAUGACUACUCGGAAUAUCACUCGAUUUUGGGAGUGGGGCAGGAAGAUAAUCUGCAUCGGGAGGAACUAUGCGGACCACGCCAAGGAGCUGAAAAACGCGAUUCCCACAGAGCCCGUGGUCUUCCUGAAGCCCCCCUCUGCGUAUGUGAGGGAGGGCUCCCCGAUCCUCGUCCCUCUCUACACCAGCAACCUGCACCACGAGGUGGAGCUGGGGGUGGUCAUCGGGAAGGGGGGCACGUCCAUCCCGCAGGCCGCCGCUAUGGAGCAUGUGGCGGGUUACGCUCUGUGCCUGGACAUGACGGCCCGGGACAUCCAGGACGAGUGCAAGUCCAAAGGUCUGCCCUGGACCAUGGCCAAGGCUUUCAACACCUCCUGCCCCGUCAGCGACUUCAUCCCCAAAGAGCGCAUCCCGGACCCGAGCAGCGUCAAACUGUGGCUGAAGGUCAACGACCACCUGCGGCAAAGCGGCUGCACGUCGCAGAUGAUCUUCUCCAUCCCGUAUCUCAUCAGCUACAUCAGCGACUUCAUCACCCUGGAGGAAGGGGACCUCAUCCUGACCGGGACCCCCAAGGGGGUGUCCUCCGUGCAGGAGCACGACGAGCUGCAGGCCGGGAUCGAGGAUGUGAUCACCAUGAACUUUAAAGUGGACAGGCAGGAGUGACACGUGCGACAAGUGACACAAGAAGAAAGUGUGUGAGGGUCGUUCAGUCUGAGUCCCUCUGCAGGUCAGCAGGUGGCAGUGCUCCACCACGAGGAGCCGCCUCCAUUCACGGCCAUCAUCUCCAUCUGGAACAGACUUAGCGCUUUAAUUUCGUUGCAUUCUCAGGGGAACAACACUACUAGUAAUUUUCUUGAUGAACUGUUUCAAAGACGUAUCAAACUAUUAAUAAAAGAUGCAAAAAAAUCUGUAGCCGGGAUCCAUGUGAAAUGUGAGUUGAGCUGUGAGAGCGUUUGAUAAUCAAGUUUAUACCACACAAAUCUGAUGUGUUUCAGACAAUGGAUUGCACUUUUGUCUCCACUGAUUCAUUUCUUUGCCAAUUCCUCGUGCAAGUAAAUCAAUGGGUGUGCAACAAACACACUAGACCACACAAAAUAUUAUUCUCACACUAUUUUGGCACCAGAUUGCUGUAAAGUUUCACGCUGUUAGUUAAAGUCACAAAGUUAUAUAACACUUUUCCAGGGUAGUCAAUGACUGUGACAACAACUGUGUCACUUUAGGUCAUUUUGAGUUUGGAUGAUAUAUGAAGUAAAUAAUCAAAUAGUAAAUAAAACGUGGAAUCAGGAGUCAGUUCAGUCUGGCACUGGGAUAUUAUUAUUAAUGCAGUAAAUGAGUAGAGUCUUAAUAAUGCAGCUUGUCAAAGCAUUAAUUAUGCCCCUGUUCAUAUUAGAAAAUGUGUCACUUUCCUCUUAAAUUGUGAAAUUAUUGGUUUAAAAUCUUAUAAAUAAAUGAACAAGGGCAAAGUCUUUGAUGUAC